AUGCCGGAAGAGUGCCUCAGCGACCUGGAGAGCAGGGGCACUGCCUUCGCUGAGUACAGUGACUUCCAUCUGGGCACGGAGAAGGAGGCCUAUAAGCUGAACGUUGGAGCCUACAGGGGCAACGCAGGUGACGCCAUUCGUGGGGAAAACGCCGGCAUUGACCAGUAUGGCUUUGGCUUCAGCACAACUGACAAGGACAAUGACGGCUGCUCGCCCUGCAUCUUUGGAGACAUCGCCGAGAACACAUGCAGCUUCUCGGAGGGAGGAGGAGGGUGGUGGUACAGUCGCUGUGGCUCUGCCAUCCUGAACGGAGACUGGCACCCCGCCGGCGAACACAUCGGCUGGGCCUCCGGCCUCCACUGGGAGACCUGGAAAGGACCUGCUCCAUACUCGGCCCGAGCGAGCCGCAUGAUGAUCAAAGCUGUGUGGAAGAAGAUUAUUACAGCAAACUAACACGAAAACGAAUAAUGAAAAAACUAUUUCGUAAACUGAAAUAAAACAAUUAACAAGGCAAGGUUUGACAAACAAAACUAUACUGAAACAUAUCUUUAACUUACUAAAAUAAAAAGACUUGACCAGUUAUGGUCUAUAAGGUCAACAUGGUCAGAGUCACCAUGUUUUCAGUGAAUACCAUGUGGAAGUGAAUACCAUGUGGAAGUGAAUACCAUGUGGAAGUUCUAUUUGUUGCACUGCGACAAUUAUGCAUAUCUAAUGUGAACAGUUUAAAUAGUUUGACAUAACUUAGUCUGGAAUGUUGAUAUUGUAUGCGUUUUUCAAAUAUAAUUAUCUUUAGAACAUUUGUUUAGCACACACUUAGCCCAUACUCAAUACAGUUCAGACACCCUUGUUUUGCCCUGUAAACAUGCUUGAAUUCACACAUUCAAAGCUCUGUGUUUAAAGUGAAAUAAAAAGUUGUACUCAUUGCAUAUUAAAUCAUUCAUGGUUUCUCAUCAUAGAGUAAAUAGGUUGUUGUUCUCCUACCCUAGAAGCCUGGUUUCUAGCUUUGAUUGAAUCGGGAUAUUUAGCUUUGUUACACAUUGCUACAUUAAUCCCGGGGCUCACUUGAAAAAGAGAUCUCAAUGUGACUGAUCAUGGUUAAAUAAAGCAUAAAAAGAAUGAA
Molecule: messenger RNA, 1120 nt
Organism: Oncorhynchus mykiss (rainbow trout)
Lineage: Eukaryota; Metazoa; Chordata; Actinopteri; Salmoniformes; Salmonidae
Source: RefSeq, a predicted model, not a curated record